AAUUGACAGUUGUACGCCGCGGCCAUUACACCGGUCCCACCAUUUUCCUUUUUAGUGUUUUCGAGAUAUUUGUGCAAGGAUGUUUUGUGAAUUAUCGUAAAUGGGUGUUUUUUUGACUAAAACCGCAUAUCUGCAAUAGCUAUUGUUAAACUGUUCUGUGCAUUAUAAUAAAUUUGCAUUUGAAUUGAUAUCUACCAGUGUAUAUAGUGAGAAACACUAAUAAUAGCUGACCAGGACUUCAUUUAGGAUGGUGAGGAAAACCAGCAGAUCGGCUGCCUUAAAGGCGAGUGAAAAAAUUGGCAAGGAAGUCCAAUCCCCAAGAAGACGAACCCGUCGCAGACAGUCGAGCUCACACAGCGACAAUUCCGAUGAGGAAACAAAAAAACAAGCAAGCAAAGUGCAAACUACAAACCAAUCUUCAGGAAAUGAAUCUGACACAGAUUCGAAGAAGCCACUGAAAAAGCGCACUAGAUCAAAAGCCAUUAAUCAGCCUAAAGAUGUAAAACAGUCCAAGGAAAGUAAAGAGGAAGAAGUGAUCGAAGAUGACAUAGAAAAAGGUAAGUCUAUAGAUAAUAAUAACCAAAAUAAUGCCACUGAGGAAACUGAGAGUGAACCUGUGCAGGUGACAGAAAAGUCACCAAAAGAAGAGGGUAAUGGCAUGGAUGCUACUCUAGAUGUGGACACAUCUCAAACAUUAGUGGCUGAACUUGCUUGUGAUAGUGAUAAAUUAACAACUGAACAAAAGGAAACUACUGCUAACGAGGAGGAACCCGACAAACAACCAAAGGAAGAAAAUGAGGAUAACGAGAAAGACAAAACUGAAGAAUUACCACCUGUAAAGGAGAACUCUAGUGGGGGAAAAAAGAUUAAACUGAACCGCCCUAGAAAGAACAGUAACAUGAGUUCAUCAGAAACUGAAAAGGAACCAGAAACCAAAAAGAAAAUAAGCCUCAAGAGGCCUGAAAUUAAACAGCAAGACGAACCAGUGCCAAAAAGUGAAAUUAAGGAACAAGAAGAGAAGCCACAACCGCAGGAGGCAAAUAAAACUGAAGAACUUGAGGAAGGCGAAUGGGGCUCCACGUACGAAGGAGAGAAAGACAAGAAAACGGAGGAAAGCAACAGUGAAAAACCUGCAAGAAGGAUCAUUUCUUUGAAGAGAAAGAAAGACAAUGAAGAGAAGUUUUUGGAGAGAAGUGUGUCAGUGCCGGAGGGUGGUAGAGCAAGAAAAUCUUCUACCGAUAAUAUCAUCAUCAAUGAGGGCAGGAGGAGGAAAAGUGUCGCUGAAAAGUCUGCAAGUGAAAGUGAAGAAAAGCCCCAGAAGCCAAAAAAACCGACAAAAGUGGUAAAAUUAAUCAGGAAAUUCCCAGAGCCUGAACAGGACACUUCUACUGAAGAAAAACCGACUAAAAAACACAAAUGGGAUUUGUCAGAACACUGGACGGACAUAGAGAUCAUCAACUUGAACAUAUUAAAAGAAACCUGUCCGGAAAUCGAAUUAAUCGAUGACGAAGAGGUGAAUUUAGACGUGGUACUCACGCCGGAACGCAGGGAAAAACCCAGACAUCGGUUGUCUUUCAAAGAACUAGAGGACCAGGAGAUGGAAAACAUCGAGGCGGAACUGAACGAGCCGGAAGACAUCGAAAUUAAGGAAAACGCGAUCGCCCUCAAUAGGAAAAUCAGCAUAGUCGAGGACACCGCGGGUAAACUGAAACCGCCGCCGAGUCCGCCGCGGAACCCGGUGUCCGAGGUGCUGUUCAUCACCAACUUGGUGAGACCGUUCACCGUGAGACAACUGAGGGAGCUACUGGAGAGGACCGGGAAGAUCAAGGAGGACGGAUUUUGGACCGACAAGAUCAAGUCGAAGUGUUUUGUUUGUUACGAGACGGCAGAGGAAGCAGAAGCCACCAGGAACGCCCUGCAUGGAGUGCACUGGCCGAUCGGGAACGGAAAGCAGCUGAUCAUUGACUAUUCGACCCGGGAGGAGAUGGAGAUCGCCAAGAAUCCGCCUGUUACGGUACCUAAAAAGGAACCCACUCCGCAAAAAGAGAACAAGCAGCCAGAAUUGUCUGAAGAAGAGAAGAGGAGAGAGGAGAGGCCUUCGAAAAGAGAAUGGGAUGUAGGCAAAGAGAGAGAUCAUCAACAUCGCUCCAAAAGUAGAGAAAGACGGGAAAGGAAGCAUAGUCGAAGAUCCUACACUCCUGAGGGUUAUCACGGUAAAAAACCAAAACAAGACGAGCCGGCGCCUCAAAAAGCCAUGGACGAUCUUUUCUUGAAAACGAAAGCAACCCCGAGCAUAUAUUGGCAACCUCUCUCUCCCGAGGAAAUUGCCGAGAAGCAACAGCUACGUCAGGCCCGUUUAGAAGCGAACAAACGGCGACGGUUCGAGGAAACCCGAACCAACAAAAGUAACGCGAACAACAACAGACGGGACCGGAACUUUUGGCGACGAUAGCGACGAACUCGGGCGGUAGGAGCGAUUUCCCGGUUCUUACGGUCCCGCGGUGUGGUGGUCGAUUUCUUCCAUCGUAGACGAUAAUAUGCGUAUAAUAUUUCCUCUAUAUUUUUUUUGGUUUUUAAUUUUGUUUGUAUAUAUCGGUGGGUGUGCAUGUACGGUUUGGCAAGUAGGCGUCAUCAGGUAAGUAUUCGUUCUCCCCCGGGCCAAAUUGUAGUUUUAUUCGGAAGGUGAAUGGUUGCGUACGAAUGUGGUUACUGUAACGAUAUUUUUAUAUAGGAAUUUCAGCCGAAUCUUCUUCUUUGCCCCCAAGAUGGAUUCAUUAUGCGGCACCACUAGCGGAUUAAAUUCUUUUUCUUCGUAACCUUUUUUCAAUUAUAAGAGUUAAAUAGUUGAGUUUUUUUAAUCUAGAAUUCAAUCUGUAGAAACAAAUCUGUAGUUUGUUUUCAAAUAAAUGCAACAAUAUAAUAAUAGUC
Messenger RNA from Anthonomus grandis grandis, 2928 nucleotides. RefSeq names its product apoptotic chromatin condensation inducer in the nucleus-like. The record is from RefSeq and is a predicted model, not a curated record. The transcript is spliced from 7 exons. Lineage: Eukaryota; Metazoa; Arthropoda; Insecta; Coleoptera; Curculionidae. Gene Ontology annotation, molecular function: RNA binding. Bases 248 to 2452 code for a protein of 734 amino acids.